CCUGUCCGCGGCAGGUGGACUAUGGAGGCCCUGCCCUUCUCCGUGGAGUGGUACGCCGGAUGGUUUCCUUUGACGCAGACGGGCAUUUGGAAGGUGUGGCUAUGUGAGUUCUGGCUGCUACUGCUGGGUUCCGGUUUGAAAGCGCAUCUUUUGCCUGACGAGGAGGACGUAACGUUUAUCAAUGAGUACGUGAACCUCCACAAUGAGCUCCGGGGCAACGUCUUGCCCCGAGGGGCUAACUUGCGCUUCAUGACUUGGGAUGUAGCUUUGUCACGGACUGCUAGAGCAUGGGGGAAAAAAUGUGUGUUUGCGCGUAAUACUCAUUUAGAAGAACUAUAUAUGGCCCAUCCUAAAUUUAAUGGUAUUGGUGAAAAUAUAUGGGUCGGCCCUGAAAAUGAAUUUACUGCAAGUAUUGCUAUCAGAAGUUGGUUUGAGCAGAGGAGAAAGUACAAUUUUGAAAAGAACAGUUGCUCUGAUAACUGUUCUAACUAUCUACAGCUUGUUUGGGACAGGUCUUACAAAGUUGGUUGUGCUGUUACUCCAUGUUCAAGAAUUGGACGUAUUAAACAUGCAGCACUUUUCAUAUGCAACUAUGCACCAGGAAGAGGUCUGUCCAGAAGGCCUUAUCAACGAGGAUUAAUGUGUUCUCGAUGUGGCAGCUAUGACAGAUGCACAGAUUUUCUAUGCAGCAAUGCAGAUCGUGACCAAGCCAUAUAUUACCGAUAUUGGUAUCCAAGAUGGGAAGUACCCCGGCCAAUUGUGUGUAAUCCACUGUGUUUAUUGACUUUAUUUCUGAGAAUGAUGUGUUUUUCACUGAGUGCCACAGUUGUCUUGAUAAUACAGUCUUAUUUUCCAAAUAUAUUAGUGGAAGAAGAGAUGGUUUUUACCCCUGUGGAAACUGGGCCAGCAAAAGAGGAGGGAAAGAAAAAGAAGCAGGUGGAGGAGGAGGAGGAAGAAGAGAAAGAAGAGGAGGAGGAGGAGGAAGAGGAGGGGGAAGAGGAGAAAGAGGAGGUGGGGGGAGAAGAGGAAGAGGAGGAGAAGGGAGAGGAGGGGAAGGAGGAGGGGGGAGAGGAGGAGGCAGAAGAGGAAGAGGAGGAAAAAGAGGAGGGAUAAGACUUACCACUGUCAUAGGAUAAAAUUGUAAUUAAAAAAAGACAAAAAAUAAAAAAUGAAAUAAAAAACACUGGGAAAAAAACCCCACUGAGCUUUAACAAAAAAUAAUAUGCACAAAUCACUACUGUAAUACCUUUUAUCCCCUUCUCUUUCCCAUAUUUAUUGAAAAAAUUUAAAUUUGAAAAACAAACAAAAAAACAUGUAUUUUGUAAUAAGCACUAUAAACCAAGUUCUUGCACACGAAGAACAAAUAAAGACAUGAUGACAGAAAAUACUAAAAAAAUAUUUUACCAGUCUAAUUAAUCUUAAGCUUUCACUGUAUUAUUCUUUUAAAAGAUGAAAUUUCUACUUUCUAAAUAUGUUUCUAUCUCUGUAUUUUAAAUAUUUUUAAAUGGGUUAAAAAAUUUCUCAAGUAUUAAAUAAGAUUAUACAUGUAACGUGCUUAGGACCAUUCCAAGUUCAGGACAACCAUUUGAUAACUUUUGAUUGUAUUGUUUUUAUCACUCCUAUCAUAAUUGUUACUUGUGGUGGUGAUGAUGGUGGUGAUACUUUCCAUGUGUUAUCAAGACUUCUAAUACCAUUAUUUAUCUUUGUAGUACAUGUGUUUAGAAUGGUAUAAGUGGUAUUUGUACAUGCUAUUAGCAGACAAAUUUUUUAUUUCUACUUCAUGCUUGGUAUUUCAAAAGCUUUACUGUAAUUCUUUACUAGACUAUAUAAUUUGUUGACACCCAGGGCUAAUAAAUGUCAAAAGUUUAAUUAGUUGUAUCAGA
Molecule: messenger RNA, 1883 nt
Organism: Bubalus bubalis (water buffalo)
Lineage: Eukaryota; Metazoa; Chordata; Mammalia; Artiodactyla; Bovidae
Gene: GLIPR1L2
Product: GLIPR1 like 2
Exons: 6
Coding region: 22-1113 (363 amino acids)
Source: RefSeq, a predicted model, not a curated record